This is a messenger RNA of Ophidiomyces ophidiicola, 1005 nucleotides long. RefSeq names its product branched-chain-amino-acid transaminase bat2 (gene BAT2). Gene Ontology annotation, biological process: L-valine biosynthetic process; L-leucine biosynthetic process. The coding region runs from base 1 to 1005 and encodes 334 amino acids. The record is from RefSeq and is a predicted model, not a curated record. NCBI's taxonomy places the organism in Eukaryota, Fungi, Ascomycota, Eurotiomycetes, Onygenales, Onygenaceae. The transcript has 3 exons. Gene Ontology annotation, molecular function: branched-chain-amino-acid:2-oxoglutarate transaminase activity. Gene Ontology annotation, cellular component: mitochondrion.
AUGCUCCAGGCGCAUUGGAACACCAAGGACGGAUGGCUUGCUCCAGAAAUUGUUCCGUACCAGGAUUUGAAGCUCGACCCAGCCACCUGCGUUUUUCAUUAUGCUUUUGAGUGCUUUGAAGGAAUGAAGGCCUACAAGGGCAAAGAUGGCUCUGUUCGAUUAUUUAGACCGGAUAAAAAUAUGGCACGACUCAACAAAUCUUCUAGACGGAUUGCACUUCCCAAUUUUGACUCUAAAGCGAUGAUUAAGCUCGUUGGCGAGCUCGUGAAGCUGGAUAGUAGAUUCAUCCCACAGGAACGAGGCUACUCGUUAUACUUGAGACCUACGAUGAUUGGCACACAGAAAACUCUUGGUGUCUCUGCGCCAGGCUCAGCAAUGAUAUUUGUUAUUGCCAGCCCUGUUGGCCCCUACUACCCUACUGGCUUCAAAGCCGUUUCCCUUGAAGCAACAGACUACGCCGUUCGUGCUUGGCCUGGAGGCGUUGGAGAUAAAAAACUUGGAGCAAACUAUGCACCAUGUAUUGUUCCACAGCUUGAAGCAAGCAGCCGGGGUUUCCAGCAGAAUUUGUGGUUGUUUGGUGAAGAACAAUACUUGACCGAAGUCGGCACCAUGAAUCUCUUCAUCGCUUUGAAGAACAAGGAGACUGGUCAAAAUGAGCUCAUCACACCCCCAUUGGACGGUACAAUCCUUGAAGGCGUCACACGUGACUCCGUGUUGACUCUGGCUCGUGAGAGACUUGUUCCCCGGGGCUGGAAUAUUGUGGAGCGCAAGAUUACUAUGCCAGAGCUUGCACAAGCGGCGGACGAAGGCCGGCUGAUUGAAGCCUUUGGUGCUGGAACCGCUGCUAUUGUCAGCCCUGUGCGCAACAUUAGCUGGAAGGGCAGGCUUGUUGAAUGUGGGUUGAAGAAAGAUGAGGAGGCCGGUAAGGUUGCACUUGAGAUGAAGAACUGGAUCGAAGGGAUCCAAUACGGGGAAGAAGAACACCCAUGGAGUGUGAAACUGUAA